AUGGCGUCAAUUGAAGCCAUAAAUUACGAUCUUUUCAAAGAGCACAACCAAAAAGAAACUUAUGUAAGACUAAAUCCUUCAGGUUAUACAUUAACACUGCUACUCAUAAAGAAUUUUUCUGCAAGCAAAAACCUUUCACAUCAGAAAAUCAUUCUUAAAGCUUUGUUAAAACCGGCACUUUGUCUUAAUUAUCCUUAUGUUGAGAAACUUUUUAAAACCUAUGGAUCACAAACAAGUACACUUGGAGCUGAAUUAUUACGUAUCUAUAUGUGGGUUCAUAAUGAUCAAUUUAUCAACAAAUUUGGUGUUGUGUAUCCAAACACGAUGCAAUUUGGAAACAGUUUUGAAGUUGCUUCAUUGGCUUAUUCGAUGCACACGAAAUUCUUUCAAGUGGCAAUUGAAAAUUUCAUAGCUUAUGGUGAAAUAUCUGUGGGAAAUUCAAACACUAAAAGUUACAAUACAAUUUUAAUGAGCAAUCUUGAAAAUCUCCACGAAAAUGUCCGUCCGUUGCUCUUAAAUCUUUUCAACCAGAUGAUGAAAUUUUUUUUUCCAUAUGAGAUCGAAAUUGACAGCGAGAGCAAGAGCGAAAUUUGUAAAAUUUUCAAUCCGACAAAACCGCGUAAUAAUGAAAUAAUUGAUGAUAUUUUGAAGCUGCCAUGGACAAAUCGAAAUAAAUAUUCUUUACUCUCGAUAAUCAUAGCAACAAAUAUAGAAAUUCUGCUAUCAAACAAAAACUUUGUCAAAGAUAAUUUCCUGAAAGGAAUUUUUGUUGCUCUCACAUUCCAUCAUCUCUUAGCUUCAAGUGCAAAUUUGGUUAAAGCUCUUCAUAAACAUGAAUUCUUUCAAGAUGAUUUCAUCAAAAUACUUUCCGGAUUUCUAUGGAAAGGAGAAGAUAAAGAAAUUGGAAAUAUUGUCAAGUAUUGGUUCAGUGGCUUUGAUCAACAAUUCGUCAAUAAAUUUUAUGAUGAAAUAAGCAAGGAUGGAAAGUUUUUAAACAUUCCAACAACAUCUUUGAAGUUUCAUCGUCUUCUCGUUUUGCGGAAUGCAUUUAGAGGCUUCAUGAAAAAUCCUGAGCUUGAUAAAAGUAUAAGCGAAUUCGCUUUUGUCAUUGAAGAGAUGCCAAUUAAAAUUGAAAUAUUUUCCAUAUUAAUCGACAGAAUCUACACAGAAAAAAAUGAAAGUCAGCAAAAAGAAAACGUUUUCAUUUUACUCAAAUUUAUUCGUACAAAUAUGACCACGAAAGAUUCAAACUUCGUUGAUCACCAUAUAAUGCGGAAACUUCCUGAAUUCUUCAAUUUCCUCGCAAAUAAAAAAAUACGAGAAUUGGAAUUUCAAAGAAAAGCUUUUGGAAUUAUCAAACAAGACAUUUUUAGCCACGGAAUUAAUUUGAAUUUUUACGAGUCAACCAUGUUUAGUUUAAAGCUGCUGGAAGUCAUCCUUAAACAGUAUUUUAGUACAUCACAAUCAGGAUUGUCAAAAAAUACAAAUUACAAGGAAAAUUCAAAGUUUGGAAUAUAUUUGAAGCAGAACGAAAUUUGGGAUUUAUUAUCAAAAGAAAUCAUUGAUAAAUUAUUUGAUCUCGUUUAUCUUAGCGAUGAAAGCGACAUUUCCAACACAGCACAAAAUAUUUUGGUUGAAUAUUUUAUUAAAUCAUCUUCAGAUGACUGUUUCUCUGUUUUUCAAGAAAUAUUUCAUUCCAAAAAGGAAUUAUAUGGAAUGGAAAUUGGGGAUUUUGAAUGCAAAAGAAAGCUUUAUGUUCUGGAUAUUGAAGAAGAAUUUCGUUUGGGUAAUGUUGGCAUUGACAAUCUUCGAACUUCUCCUUCCAAAAUAUUGAAGCAAUGGAAGGAUUUCAAAUCUGAUUCUAAUCCUGUACUAUCGAUGAAAACAGGAAAUCAUUUAUACAACUUUAUUGAUGAAAUUAAUUACACAUUUUCACGUUUGGAAUCAACUGAAGAAUUGACGAAUAAAUUGAUGACAACGUUGGAUUGUAUUCAGGAAAUCACAAAAAAAUUUCUUGACUUAAUUAAUGACACAGACGAGACAACAACAUUUGAGAGUCUUGAUCAAAGACUUGAUGAUCUCAUUAGAAAAUCUUCAACAGAAUCUUUAGAUUUAAAACCGAAACUUCUUCUAUUCAUCUGGUAUACGCUCAGAUCUUGUUCAGAAAUCUCUUUUACAUUUACAAAGUUGGUUGCAGAUUCUGAAUUCAACAACCUAUUAAAAUCUCGAGUUAUCGAUAUUUGCAUUGACAUAAAUAUUCAAAUUCUUACUAAAUGUUGUCACAAAGGUGCCAUCGAAUCAGCCAGUGAAGCUAUUGGAAAGAUAACUAAAAUAGUUUCACAAAAAUUCUUAAACUUUUGUAAUCGAAAUAAUCCCGAAGCAGUCGUUUAUCAAAAAACUCUCAUCAAAUUAAAACACAAAAUUUAUUGUGGAGAACGUGUCACUAAUGAAGAUAUUCGUUGUAAUAGAGGACAUAUUCUCAUGGCUCAAGCAAUUAUUAAAAAUCAUCCAGCAUUUGUUAAAUUUGUUAUUGAAUCUCUCAUUGCUUUGGUUGAGAUCCAAAAUGCAUCUGAUGAACUGAAGUUUCCUAGUCCUCUUAAAGUUGGUUUUUCUGAUUUAUGUCAAGAAGAAACAUUGAACAAUACGACUUACAUUGUUCUUUUACUUGAAAUGUUUUCCAACUUUGAGUUUCGUAAUACUUAUAAACUCUGUCCAGAAAUGGGAUCUUUACGAGAAAAAUUUGAAGAGUUGAUGUCACAUCGAGAGGAGAAAGUAAGAUUUCUGGCGGGCAAAUGUUACGCAUUGUGGCAAGAAGUGGAUUUAAAAAUGCUGCAACAGAUCAAGGAUUGGUUGCUCUUUAUUUUCAACGCUGAUGGGAACAAAGUUCAUUCAACUGUUAACUGUAUCAAAAUAAUGAUUGAAAGAUAUGAAAGCUGUGUGAAAUUCAUCGACGACAGUUUUGAUAUAGCAACAUUUAAGGAAUCCUGCCGAGAAAUCAUUCAAAAUGCUUUUGAUUCAGCAUUUCCCUUUGUUGGAGCAACAAACUUUUUCAUUCGUUACCACAUCCUCGAUUUUUUGAUGUUUUUAGGAUUUACAUUCUCUGAUGUCGUUGUUCAAUCUUUAAUGACCGAAUCUAAUCUUAAAAAUCACUUUGGCUAUCAAAUAUGGAAAGAAAAAAUCCAAGAAAUUCAAAUGAAAUCAGAAAAUUAUCAAAAAGAAUAA
Clunio marinus is the source of this 3222-nucleotide messenger RNA. The record is from the annotation of a GenBank genome assembly. NCBI's taxonomy places the organism in Eukaryota, Metazoa, Arthropoda, Insecta, Diptera, Chironomidae.